Rotaria sp. Silwood2 is the source of this 3036-nucleotide messenger RNA. NCBI's taxonomy places the organism in Eukaryota, Metazoa, Rotifera, Eurotatoria, Philodinida, Philodinidae. The record is from the annotation of a GenBank genome assembly.
AUGUCCACACCUAUUCCACAGCCUCAAGAACGUUUUCUAAUUGGGAAUAUCAAUGAAUUAGAUUCCGAUUUUCCUUUGGGGUCUUUUCUAAGACUCCACAAAUUAUAUGGUGACAUCUACUGUCUCAAUAUAUUGGGCAGUAGAACUAUCGUCAUAUGCAGUCAAGAACUCGUCAAUUUUGUUUGUGAUCAAUCAAAAUUCGAUAAAACACUUAGUGGACUUAUAGAGGAAAUUCGAUGUGUUGCUGGUGAUGGGCUCUUCACUGCUCGUACAUCGGAGCCGAAUUGGAAACUUGCACACAACAUUUUGGUUCCUGCUUUUGGACCGCAUGCAAUCCGAAGUAUGUUUCCACAAAUGAUGGAUAUUGCUUCUCAAUUGAUUUUACGUUGGCAUCACUUUGCCGAAGAAGAAAUCGAUGUUUGCGAUAAUUUCACUCGACUAACAUUGGAUACAAUUGCACUUUGUGGAUUCGAUUACCGAUUCAACAGUUUUUAUCGUAACGAAAUGCAUCCCUUUGUUGCUGCGAUGACCAAUGUCCUUGCUGAAGGUGCUAGACGUUCUCAACGACUUCCGUUACAAAAUACACUCAUGCUUAAAUCUGCAAAACAGUAUCAAGAUAAUAUUGCUUAUAUCCACAAGCUGUGCGAUGAAAUCGUAGAAUACAGACGCAUGCAUCCAAAUGAUACUAAUGAUUUGCUCAAUCGAAUGAUUAGCGGAAAAGAUGAAGAAACUGGCCUUCAACUGUCUGAUGAAAAUAUUCGUUAUCAAAUGGUCACAUUUCUAAUUGCUGGUCAUGAAACAACUUCUGGAUUGCUCUCAUUCGCGUUUUACUACCUUAUCAAAAAUCCACAUGUCUUUCAAAAAGCACAAGCAGAAGCUGAUCAAUUUGACGAAAUCACCGUUGAUACUCUGCCGAAAUUGAAAUAUAUUGAUGCUAUUCUCAAAGAAACACUUCGGCUACAACCUUCAGCAUCAUUUUUUUCCGUAGAAUCGAAAGCAGACAAAGAGAUUCUACCUGGUGGCUAUGAAAUCCACAAAGAUGAUCGAAUUGCAGUCCUGGUACGUCAAUUACACCGCGAUACAAAAGUCUGGGAUCGUCCAGAAGACUUUCUACCUGAGCGAAUACUCGACGGAGGUUUCGAGAAUUUGCCACCAAAUGCCUGGAAACCUUUUGGAAAUGGUCAACGUGGCUGUAUUGGUCGGUCAUUUGCCAUACAAGAAAGUCUUAUCGCCACCGCACUCAUUCUUAAACAUUUCAAUCUUGAAUUUGUUGAUCCUUCUUAUGAUCUUCGUAUUAAACAGAUAGGAACGAUCAAACCUGCAGGAUUUAAAAUACGAGCUCGACCACGUCAGCAAGUCAAAAUUCCACUAGGCAUCAGCGUCAAGAAACAAGAAGAGAUGACACCUGUUCAAGCGCAGACCACCGAGACGAAUCAAUUUCAACCGUUAUCCAUUCUUUUCGGCAGCAACUCCGGUUCAUGUGAAUCGUUUGCCAGAACUUUGGCCUCUGAAGCACCUACGCAUGGAUUCAAUACGACAAUUGCAACUCUUGACUCAGUCAUUGGAACGAUUCCUUCAUAUCUUGAAUCGAAACCGGAACUCAAAAUCAAAUAUGCGGUAUUCGGAGCUGGUCAUCAUGAUUGGGUUAACACGUAUCAAAAGAUUCCAAUUUAUAUAGAUGAAACACUUGAAAAACUUGGUGGUACGCGUAUUGUCGAUCGUGGUAUCGGUGAUUCUGCUGGUGAUUUCUUUGGUGCAUUUGAAGCCUGGACAGAGAAUCUUUUUCAAGUAUUAUGCAAAAUGAAUGGAUUACAAGCUGUUAUCGGUCAAGAAAAACUUUCCAUCGAAAUUGUUAAUUCAACAAGAAAUCUUGGGCAAAUUACUGAUGUUGGUAUUGUAACAGAAAACAAAUUGAUCGUUGAAGACAGUGAACUUGGGCCUGCAAAACGACAUAUCGAAAUCGAGCUGCCGAAAGGACAAACCUAUCAUGCAGGAGAUUAUCUUGCUGUAUUGCCAACGAAUCCACCUGAACUUGUUCGUCAAAUUCUUAAACGUUUCGAAUUAUCUACUGAUGUUCAAAUUAAAAUCACGUCGUCUACAGAAACAUUUCUUCCAACUGGUUAUCCUGUGAGCGCAUACACAAUCCUCUGCGGUUACGUCGAACUGAGUCAACCAAUCAGUCGAAAGCAAGUGGAAACACUUGCUACACUGUGUAAAGAUGAAAAUGAACAAACAAAACUUCGAAGUCUUGGCGGUGAUGCAUAUCAGAAAGAGAUUCUCGAUAAACGUCUUACCAUAUUUGAUAUUCUCGAACAGUAUCUGUCGUGUGACCUUUCAUUUCCACAAUAUCUUCGAAUGUUACCAUCACUUCGUGUGCGUCAAUACAGUAUUUCGUCUUCGCCUCUAUGCAAUUCUGAAUCAGUGACACUUACUAUCGACGUUCUUAAUGCUCCGGCAUUAAGUGGACUGGGACAGUACUAUGGUGUUGCCUCGAAUUAUCUUGCCAAUCUGAAGCCAGGCGACCGUCUCAGUUGCAGUGUCCGAGCAAGCGAUACGAACUUUCAUUUACCUACCGAUAUAAAGAUUCCAGUAGUGAUGUUUGCUGCCGGCACUGGGAUCGCGCCAUUUCGUGGCUUCAUGCAAGAACGAGCAGCACAGAUGGUGUGUGGCAGAAAAAUUGGUCCUACUAUUCUUUACUAUGGAUGUCGAUCAGAAAAAGAUUUCUUAUACGCGGAUGAACUUGAUAAAUGGUCGAAACUUGGUGCAGUUCAGGUGAAACAUGUCUUUUCGCGUGAAUCAAAGGAUGGUAAAAAAUACGUUCAAGAUUUAGUUUGGGAAGAUCGGAAAGAUAUUAUCAAAUUGUUUUCAGAAGGUGCACGCCUUUACACUUGUGGAAGUGCAACGAAACUUGCUGGAUCAUUGAAAACUUGCUUUAUUAAGAUUAUUGCAGAGCAUCGUCAAUGUGAUGAGACCGAAGCAGCAGCGGUUUUAGCAAAGGCUGAUGCUAAUAGAUACAGUGUCGAUGUUUUCGCAUAA